Molecule: messenger RNA, 3108 nt
Organism: Sinocyclocheilus grahami
Lineage: Eukaryota; Metazoa; Chordata; Actinopteri; Cypriniformes; Cyprinidae
Gene: sun1a
Product: Sad1 and UNC84 domain containing 1a
Exons: 22
Coding region: 10-2799 (929 amino acids)
Cellular component (GO): meiotic nuclear membrane microtubule tethering complex; nuclear envelope
Molecular function (GO): protein-membrane adaptor activity
Source: RefSeq, a predicted model, not a curated record
UUCCAUGGGAUGACCAGUGACGACACAUGGGAUCUGGAGAGCUGGGGCUGGACGGUGCUUUCCAGCUACUCAUCUUCAGCACAAGACUUUGAGAGGGAGCUCAGGAUUGGGCCCGUCUACGAGUCACCCAGGAUGUCCAGACGCAGUCUCCGUCUGCACACCAACACAAGUCAUUAUGGAGAUGACGGUCUGCUUGACUCGUCUCUAAACCACAGUGCCUCCUUCAGCCGUGACCAGACACUGAAGAGCAGAAGAGCUCAUCACUCUGUUUUAGGGACACCACAGAUUGUUCAAACUCCGAGGUCUGCCUCAACGUCAAUCCUGCAGGCCCAAAACAGCACACUGAACAGCUGUGCGCCCAGCAAUGCCUCUCUGCUGUCCUCUUUCUUAGACGAGUCCUCCAUACAGCAACACACCCUAGUCGACAGCUUCUGGGGUUUGGAUGAAGACUGUGAUGUUAAGGAUCAGACAAUCAUUGCACACCACAGCACAGUGGAGGCCAAAACACAGACCUCUACAGCACAGAAUGGCUACAUUUGCAAAGACUGCCCCAAUGCCUCUCCAUCCAAGAAUAACAGUUCCCUUCAUGAUGCUACUGGGCAUCAGGCGCCACCCAGCACAGCCUCCUAUCCAAACACUACGUUGUACUGCAGGGACAAGAAUCGCAAACACAAGCCAGGUUUGCUGGGGAGGUUGUCUGAGACGUGCCUGCAUAACAGAAAGAGAAUUGCUGCAUUUGUAGUGUACAUGUGCACAAUACUGAUGCAGACGGCUCUGCUCAAAGGCCUGCUGUCAUCAGUGUUGCAGUGGUGUGUGCGAGUGUGUAAGGGAAUCGCUCGCUCUACAGCCACUGUGCUGAGGAAGACACUGCAGUCUGUGCAGCAGAAGAGAGCAACCUCCGGCUGUGCUAACGGAGGCAAUGAGAAAUACUACAGCAGUAUGAGUGUUAAAGAGGUAGUGCUGCAAAAGGAACGACCGAAGAUCAGCGGCGUACUAUGUGAUGACUGCAAAGGGAAGCACAAUUUUGCAACGGACACUCAUUCUUCCCAGGAAGAGAAACCUGUAGUGACCUUAUGGUCACUCAUAGUUUCCACAGGGAAGACAACCUCAGGAAGCUUCUUGUUGCUGGUUGAUUUCUUUGCAAAGUGUCUCCCUAUGCUCUCGAAAGUCCUUUUUCUUGUACCUUUCCUUCUGUUUCUUGCUUUGUGCUACUGGGGGCCGUCCGGACUGUUAGCCAUGCUGCCUUCUGCUAAUGUGAUGGUGUGGAGAGACGCUUCCCAUGUCACCCCUCCAUCCACCUCCAUGGGCGACUCGGAGGAGAGACAAACUCCCCCUGACACACACACUCAGAGGCCCUCAGUUCUGUCGUUGUCGUCGGUAGAGGCGGAGAGGUUAAUGCGUUUAGAGGACAACUUGUCUCAGCUGUGGGAUCGAGUAACGGGGGGUUUGCUCAGGCAGGAGGAGCAGCACACUGAAGUGCUCAGUCUGUAUAACACGCUGCGCUCAGAGCUCCACACAGAGAGACUCACAGACCGAGAGGGUCUGGGAAAGUGGAUUGGAGACCUGCUGGAGGAGCGAUUCAGCCUGCUGAAAGGCGAGGUGCAGAAAGAGGCCAAGUACACGCACCAGCAUCAGGAAAAGCAUGCAGAAGAGCGUCAGUCAGAGAACACUCGACUCGCUGAAGCUGAGGCUCUCCUUCAGACGUUGGCACGCAAAACUGAGGAGUUGCAGAGAAAACAAGGCCCUGCUUUUAGAAAGAUUCCUGAGGCUGAGGCGCCUGCCCCUGAUCCUCACAGUGAAGAGGCUGAGAGCAGCUCCAGUGAGGAUUUGCUGGCAGAAGUGAAGCGGCUAGAGGACACUUUGGAGCGCAUCAGAGACGAUGUGCAGGGGCUGAUGGGAUGCAGAGAAAAGUGUGAGCAGCUGGACUCCCUUUCAGUCUCGGUAUCCGAGCAGGUGGAGAAGGAAAUCAGGUCUCUGUUUUAUGGCAGCGACAAAGCAGAAGACCUGGAGCUUCCUGAAUCUCUCUUGCAGUGGCUUUCUGAUCACUUUGUGAGCACCACUGAACUGCAGGCUUCACUCAGCGCUCUGGAAAGCAGCAUUCUGGGUAACCUGUCCCUUCAGGUAGAGGAAGGCCAGUCACCUUCUAAAGAGACGAUCACCCAAACUGUACGACAAGCCACAGGGGAGGCAGGCCUCUCCGAGGAACAUGUACAGUUGAUUGUCAACAAUGCGAUGAAGCUCUAUUCAGAAGACCGCACCGGUCUGGUGGACUAUGCAUUGGAAUCUGGAGGAGGCAGCAUCAUAAGCACACGUUGUUCAGAGUCCUUUGACACCAAAACUGCACUGCUGAGUCUGUUUGGGCUUCCAAUGUGGUACUUCUCCCAGUCACCUCGUGUAAUCAUACAGCCAGAUGUGCAUCCUGGGAACUGCUGGGCAUUUAAAGGUUCACAAGGUUAUCUGGUGAUCGGGUUGUCCAUGAAGAUUGUGCCUACAGCCUUUUCUCUAGAUCAUGUGCCCAAAUCUCUGUCGCCCACCGGAAACAUCAGCAGCGCCCCACGGGAGUUCAAUGUAUUUGGUCUUGAUGAUGAGCAGCAGGAAGAGGGGCAGUUGCUUGGACAGUUUGUUUAUGAUGAAGAUGGAGAUGCUCUUCAGACCUUUUUUGUAUCUGAGGAGGUCCCGAGAGGUUUUCAGAUCAUUGAGAUGAAAGUGCUGUCUAACUGGGGUCAUCCCGAAUACACCUGUGUGUACCGUUUCCGGGUUCACGGGAAGCUUCUUGAUGAAGAACUUGCAAGCAGUUAAGACUUUAUGAACUCCUGACAGUCUGUCACUCAUGCACUGAAAAAAGGAAUUGAGCUCUUGAGAAUAAUGUGCCAUGAGUUACACAGUUGGGCCUGGGAUGACCUGAGGACAUCUGAUAAAGGAUCGCAUGCUGGUACAUGUACUGUUAGGCCUGAGGGCCAGAUUCAGCACUUGCACUCUUCUGAAGCAUCACACAGCUUCCACUAUUGUCAGUCAUCAGGGUUAUGCUUUUUUUUUUUUUUUUUUUUUUCUGUCGUUAUUAUAUAAUUGUUAUCAUUAUUAUACCCUAUUUGGCAGGAUUGUCACCAG